GGUGAUCAGCAGUCCUGGUGUCUUCUUCAUCAUCAUCAUCAGGUACGACAGUGUUGGCUUGCGUUUAAUCGAUAUGAAAAUAUAUUUUAACUUAUUUCCUUCCUGCUUUGACAUCAACUUGGAAAAUAGUCACUAUUGUGCCUUUGGUGCUUAUCUUGUACAUGGCUGUUUUGUAAGAGUGUGACUACAUCUGAUUUUUUUCAUACUAUGCCUACAUGGUACACUUGUACACAGGCGUAGGGGACAGCAAGUGUGCCUCACAUUACGCAUCUACUCAGUAAACCCAACAAUGCAGCCCUGUCUUUGGCUAGAUACACUGCAUACCAACCCUUACAUGGUUUUCUUUGGACUUCCCAAUGAAAUGGAAAUGCAUACCAUUCUUCUGCAGAGAUAGGAAACUAUAGACUAAUACUACACUUCAACCAGAAACUUGACUUUACUACAAAUAAAAUAAUCUUUCACACUCUCCAAAGCCUUACAGUUGUGCUUUUCUAAAAAGAAACUGUCAACUAUUACAUAUUUUUUUUUCUUGCUGAAAUAAUUUAGCAAGAAAAUGUAAAAGAUAUUUUAGGAGAAAAUGUUACAAGAACAAAGUUAAGGUGUGAGGGGACAAAAAGUUUCAAAAUGGACCAAAAAGAGAAACUGUUACAAAAUGAGUAAAAAUUAACUUAUGAUAAACAAUUGUGUUUUUGUGAGUCAAAGGAAUAACUACUAACUUUAAUAAUUGUAUCAGAGGGAAAAAAGUUGCCAAGAUUUGAUUUAUUGGACUUUAUUUAUUUUGACCUCUAAAGUGCUAAAAGGAACUUUUCUCUUUUAGAAGAGAAAGUCUUGGACACAGUAAAAAAAAAAGUUUUUUGUUCAUUUUUGUAAUGAAAGUGGAGGUUCUCUUGCAGGUCGGUGCGUGUGAGUCACCAUGAGUCCUAAACGAGUCGUGUUCAAGAAAACGUCUCGCGACAAGUCGGUGGCCAUCUACAUGUCCAACAGGGACUUUGUGGAUCACUGUGAUCACGUGGAUCCAGUUGAUGGAGUCAUCGUCAUCGAUCCUUCACAGCUGAGAGGAAAACAAGUCUACGUCAUGUUGUCGUGUACCUUCCGAUACGGCCGCCAGGACAUGGAUGUGAUGGGCGUUGCUUUCAGGCGGGACCUGUUUGUGGUGACCCGGCAGGUGUACCCGGAGUUGCAGGACAAGGACAAGCUGACCCACACCAAAGUUCAGGAGAAGCUGCUAAGAAAACUUGGAGACAACGCAUUCCCCUUCUUCCUGGAGUUUCCCGACAACCUGCCCAAUUCUGUCAGUCUGCAGCCGGGGCCUACAGAUGAUGGCAAGAAAUGUUCGGUGGAAUUUGAGGUGAAGGCUUUCUGUGCAGAGAAGCGGGACGAGAAGAUCGACAAACAGAGUUCAGUUCGUCUCACCAUCCGUAAGAUCCAGUACAGUCCGCAGGAUAAUCAGGUGUCUCCCGUCGCCGAGACCACCUUCGACUUCCUGAUGUCUGAGAAACCUCUUCAAGUCAAACUGAGUCUGCCCAAAGAGACCUUCUACCACGGCGAGCCGGUCCACGCCAACGUGGAGAUCGCCAACGCCUCCAACCGUACCGUGAAGGACAUCAGCUUGUCAGUGGAUCAGGUGACCAAUGUCAUCCUCUACUCCAACGACAAGUACGUGAAGUCUGUGGCCAGAGAGGAAACAAGCGAUUGUGUUGCAUCCGGGGCCAGUCUGGAGAAGAAGUACACGCUGUACCCCAUGCUGAAACACAACAAGGAACGCAGAGGAAUCGCACUGGACGGGCGUCUCAAGCAUGAGGACACCAACUUGGCUUCUUCCAGCAUAGUGAAGCAGGAGGUUCUGAAGGAGCUUCAGGGCAUGUUGGUGACUUACAAGAUGGUGUUGAAGAUGAUGGCUUCAGGAGCUCUGGGAUCCAGCGAGGUUUGUGUGGAACUUCCUUUCCGACUGAUGCAUCCUAAACCAGAAGGUACGUCACCUCUCAUCACCAUGACAACCGGUGACAUCACACACACACACACGCGCAGCAAUCUGAUUACCUGUUGUUGUUGUUGUGUCAGCACAAUACAAUCCGCCUAACACACACACACACACACACACACACGUUAAAUCAACACAGAAAGUUGAGUGACAAAGCGUGAACACAACAGCACACUUUUUUAGCACACUAUUAGCUUUUUAAUUAAUAUUUAUCAAGCUGCACUUGUGAUGACCGUUGGAAUCUUCUAUAUUUGCAUUGGACAAAGAAGAUAUCAUUUGGAAAAUAAAGUUAGAAUAUUAAAUUAUUAA
This is a messenger RNA of Doryrhamphus excisus (bluestripe pipefish), 2290 nucleotides long. NCBI's taxonomy places the organism in Eukaryota, Metazoa, Chordata, Actinopteri, Syngnathiformes, Syngnathidae. The record is from RefSeq and is a predicted model, not a curated record.